Molecule: messenger RNA, 1233 nt
Organism: Chrysoperla carnea
Lineage: Eukaryota; Metazoa; Arthropoda; Insecta; Neuroptera; Chrysopidae
Product: zinc finger and SCAN domain-containing protein 2-like
Exons: 5
Coding region: 1-1233 (410 amino acids)
Biological process (GO): regulation of transcription by RNA polymerase II
Cellular component (GO): nucleus
Molecular function (GO): DNA-binding transcription factor activity, RNA polymerase II-specific; RNA polymerase II transcription regulatory region sequence-specific DNA binding
Source: RefSeq, a predicted model, not a curated record
AUGAAUACAGAUUCAUUUUACGACGUUAAAACUCCGCAAUUUAUUGCGGAACAUAUGAAAAUUGAACAAUUACUUCCCGAAAUAUUAAUGAAAGAUAAAAUGGACGACAAUGUUUCAAUGGCACAUGAUACUCAUGAUACUCUGCAAGGCCCAAAUACGCAUAUUGGAACUUUUCCAUGUGAAAUUUGUGGCAAAGCAUUUGCAAAAAAAUUCGUUUUAGUACGGCAUCAAUUAACUCAUACCGGUGAAAGACGAUUUUCCUGUGAUCUUUGUGGAAAAACAUUUAUGUACAAAAAGAAUUUAGUUGUACAUAAACAUAGACAUCAACUAACUCAUACCGGUGAAAAACCAUUUUCAUGUGAUAUAUGUCAGUUGAAAUUUUCACGAAAAAAUGUGUUAAUCGAACAUUACAAACGAACGCAUAAUGAUAAAUUUUCUCAACAAAGCAGUUUAAAACCUUAUACAUGUGAUGUGUGUGGUGAAAAAUUUGAAUAUCGUUUUGUUUUUCUUAGCCAUAAGCGAAGCCAUACUGGUGAAGCUACUUUUUCAUAUAUUUCUCCAUUUAGUGUUCAAAGUAUUUUAGAAAAACAUUUUUUAAGUGAAAAUUUUACUCAAAAUAAAUCUACAAAUGAUUCGGGAGAACCUUCAAAUAUACACGAUUCAGAAGAACCUACAAUUAUUCAUGAUUUAGAAGAAAGUGUUACGAUAGAAAAACCGUUUUCAUGUGAUGUUUGUGAUAAAAAAUUUACCGUAAAUCCUUUUACCCAAUACGGUACUUUAAUUCGACAUAAACGUACUCAUGAUUCAAGUAAAGAAAAACAAUUUUCACGUGAUUCAACAGACGGUACUUCUCUAGAAAAACAAUUUUCACGUACAAAUGAUUCAAUCGAUGGUGGUUCCGUAGAAAAACGUUUUCAAUGUGAUGUUUGUGAGAAAAAAUUCACUGUGAAAAGUAGUUUAGCAGAACAUAAACGAAUUCAUACAGCAAAAAGAAGUGUUAUUGAGCAUAAACGUAUCCAUACAGGAGAAAAACCAUUUUCUUGUGAAAUUUGUGGUAGAGCUUUUACACAAAAUAGUACGUUAUUGAAUCAUAAACGUUAUCAUUAUGCAAGAGAAAAAGUGAAAGAAACAUUUUCAUGUGUUAUUUGUGGUGAAAAAUUUGGUGAUAGACCCAGUUUUGUUCGACAUAAUCACACUCAUAUUGGACAAAUGAUUUAUAAAGAUCUUGAAUAA